AUGCUCGACUAUGCUCGUUCUUUGCUCGGCUUGAACACGAAGAUUAAAGUUUUAAUUACGACGUUGCUCCGAAAGCCGACUGUUCCUUUACAGAACUACACGAUUUCUGACAUUCCCGAACGUAUCCCUUUCUCUAGAAUGAUUACAUUCCAUACUUUGUCAUAUCCUUAUGCCGUGUUUUAUUGUCACACCCAAAAGAGUGAAACCAGGCUGUUUCGGAUUUCACUAGGUGCUGAGAAUGGAGAUAAGGUGAAAGCUAUUGCUGCUUGUCACAUGGAUACCUCACAAUGGGACCUCGAUCAUGUGUCAUUUCGUUUGCUCAAAAUCGAGCCUGGAUCGGGCCAGGCGUGCCAUUUCUUCCCGCCGGACAAUCUUGUAUGGGUGUCUUUGUCUGCUUGA
Hibiscus syriacus is the source of this 399-nucleotide messenger RNA. Its product is annotated as BURP domain-containing protein BNM2A-like. The record is from RefSeq and is a predicted model, not a curated record. The transcript has a single exon. The coding region runs from base 1 to 399 and encodes 132 amino acids. NCBI's taxonomy places the organism in Eukaryota, Viridiplantae, Streptophyta, Magnoliopsida, Malvales, Malvaceae.